UCGCGAGAAGAAGACAAACACACAAACUUCUCAUCGCAAAAAAUAAAGAAGGCAGCUCGCAGCCUCAGCUUAGCCGUCGUUGUUUUUCCUACCGUCGCAAAAAAGGAAGUAUUGGCUGAAUUAGUCACUAAAUCAGUGCUUAAAAGUGAAAAAACUGAACAAACUAGACUCGAUUCUGCCGCGUGAAGUUGAUUCGCUCGAGAUAGUGCACGAAACGGUCCGGUAGGCAAGUGUAGAUCCCUCGGGGAAGACCAGUAAGUUUACGUUCUCGUUCUUCGUCGUCGUCGUCCUCCGGAAGAAACCAUUUUGAGCCGUACGCAGAAAAGAACGUUUCAUUUCAUCAGCUGUUUGGGUAGUGAACAUUGUUUCGAUUGUGCUGCUGCUAUCAGUGUUUUUUGUGCAAAAAUUAAAAUUGACGACGUCGCUACCGAUAAACGGAGUGGAACCCGAAGAAGAAGGAGGAAGCACAACCCCCGCAGCUGCUGCAACUGAAGAUAUCACGGUUAUAAAGAAUACAUUAAAGAAUACUACUCCAGUUGGCUGUAAUAUAGUUUAUAGAGAUCUACACCACCAAGACUAACGAUAAGCCUCUAGAAUGAGCCUGUCGUCCCGGGCCGACAUUGACGAAGGUGGAUUCUUUGUCAAUUUCAAUCAGGACUGCACUUCUCUUUCCGUCGGAUCCAAAAAUGGCUACAGUCUUUUCGCGUUGAAUACGGUGGAUGACAACCUGGAGCAGAUCUACUCUUGCUAUGGUGAGGAAAUUUGCCUGGUUGAACGUCUCUUUACCAGCUCUCUGGUUGCCGUCGUUUCCCUGUCAGCCCCCCGGAAGCUCAAGGUUUGCCACUUCAAGAAGGGCACGGAAAUCUGCAACUACUCCUACUCGAACACCAUUCUGGCCGUGAAGCUGAACCGAUCUCGAUUGGUGGUAUGCCUGGACGAGAGCUUGUACAUUCACAACAUCCGGGACAUGAAGGUGGUUCACACCAUCCGGGACACCCCACCGAACAAGUCCGGACUGUGCGCCCUGGCCUCCGAUUCCGACCACUGCUAUCUGGCAUAUCCGGGAAGUGCCACGGUCGGCGAGGUCCAGAUAUUCGACGCCGUCAACCUGCAUGCCAAAACGAUGAUCUCCGCUCACGAUUCGCCCCUGGCCGCGAUCGCGUUCAGCCAGACGGGCAUGGAAAUUGCCACGGCCAGUGAGAAGGGUACGGUGAUCCGGGUGUUCUCGGUGAACGACGGUUCCAAGCUGUUCGAGUUCCGCCGGGGUGUGAAACGAUGCGUCUCGAUUGCCUCGCUAACGUUUAGCACCUGCUCGAAGUAUCUUUGCUGUAGCUCCAACACGGAAACGGUUCACAUCUUCAAGCUGGAACGGACGUCCCCGGAGAGCAACGACGACCAGGGCAACCGGGAUCACUGGAUGGGCUACAUUAGCCGGGCGGUUACCAGUUAUCUGCCGCUGGCGCUGCCCUCGCAGGUGACGGACGUGUUUACGCAGGGCAGGGCGUUCGCUUCAGCUGUGCUUCCGGUGGCCGGACUUAGACAUUCCUGUGUUAUCGCUACAAUCCAGAAAUCGUUAAGACUUUUGGUAGCGUCGCAAGACGGCUACCUGUACGUGUACCAGCUUCCCUUGGAGGGCGGUGAGUGUCAGCUCAUCAAGAAGCACGAUCUCCGAACCGUCGAACCCGCCAGCACCACCACCCGGCCAGAAUCUCUGCCUAUCGGAGUUCCGAACGCUUCUGCACUGGGAGGCGGCAGCGGCGGCGGUAGCGUCGGCGGUGGCAGCAGUGGUACCAGCUAUGCGGCCGCCGUCAAAAGUGGGUCAGUCGCUGGCGGUGGCCAGCCGGCUUCCGUCGGGGGAUCAAGCGAGGACGACCAACAGCAAUAAGUUAGGACGAAGACGACGACAUCGGACGGACGGACGGAUGGGCAGCGAAUUCAAACACGUGUCUGUAGUAGGUUGUAAGUGUGUGACGGCUUUUCUAUGCAGGAUUCUAUACAACAGAUACUGUUAUGGUACUGAUCUUCGCUUAGCAAAGUAAUUCCCCGGAUGUAGCCCAGAGUGUAACAUAUUUUUAAAGUUUAUUUUAUGUUGUAGCCCCCCUUGGCGAAUCUAUGCUUUGGGAGCAUAAUUUUAUACCCAACAUGAAUUUAUGAGGAAAUAAAUAGUAACUUUUCCUGUUCGAACACUUUCGGUCCUUAUUUUUGGGAACAUUUGGCAUCAAGACCUGCCUGUAAUUGAAUCUUUGAAUCUAUCUUUUUAAAGACCAAUAAUUCAAAAAAAGUCGAUCAAAAUGCUCAUAAUCUAGAUAAACAUGGCUUAGUUUAACAUACUUAAAAUUGAAAUACCAAGAAUGUAUCAUAUCAUUUAACGAAUUAAGGUUCACAUCUUCUACCAUUCAAAACAUUUUCUCUUAAAGGCAUUCAAAGUGUCAUCACAGCAGUGAAACAUUAAUUAAUAUUCAUGUUUUUGUGAAGGAAUAGUAGAAAUCAUCGAGAGAAGCUUUGCUUCUCCCUUACUGAGACUCAACGUUGAUUUUAUUUCAAUGUCUGCAUGUUUUUCUUUUGAGAAUGCAACAAUAGAUUUUGAAUCACUUCGGAAAAAGCACUUCUUCGAGAUUUUUAGCCUGGGAAUCCAGCAGGUAUGAUUCCACAGAUUUUCCUAAGGAUAUCACCGAGAACUCUUCCAGGGACAUCUCCAGGUAUUUCUCCAGAAUACCUCUAUGAAUUCCUCCAGGUAUUCCUUAAAGAAUUCCUUUUGAAGUGUUCCAGAGAUUCUUUCAGAGGUUUCUUCAAAGCUGCAAUUGUAGAUUUUUCCUAGUACUUCUCCAGAGCCUUCUCUAAGUUUUGUUUUGCAGAGAUCUCAAAGUCUUCUUUCAGAAUAUUUUCGUAAAAUUUCCGGAAGAAUUAUAGAACGAAUUUUAUGAGAAAUUCCUAAGGAAUCACAGCAAGAAUUACUGAAGAAAUCUUAGGAGGAAUUCAUGGUGGAAUCCCUGCAAACAGAAAAUCCUGGAAGAAUUCGUGAAGAAAUCUUUAGAGAAAUGUCUGGAGAAUCCUUAUAAGAAAUCCUAGAGGAAUCCAUAGAAGUAUUCCUGGAAGUGUGCUUGGAGAAAUCUCUGAAGCAAUCUCUGAAAGAAUCUUCAGAGAAAUUCCUCGAGAAGUCUCAUAUGGAAUCCCAAGAGGAACUCCCUGGCGAAAUUCCUGCAGUAGUUUCUUGAGAGAUCUCAAUAGGAAUUACUGGAACAAACCCAGCAGGAGUAUUGCUUGAGGAAUCGCAGCUGGAAUUUAUCUAGAAAUCCCAGCACGAAUUUCUGGAGUAAACCUAGCAGGAAUUGCAGUAAGAUUACAUACAGAAAUUCCUGAAGGGAUUAUCCUUGGAGAAGUGUCUGGACCUGGAGGAAUCCCUAGAGGAGUCCCCAGAGAAAUUUCUGGAAGAAUUCCUGAAGGAAUCACAAGAGAAAUUGUUGAAGGGAGGAAUCCCAGCAGGAUUUCUUAGUGGAAUUUCUGUAGAAAUCUCAGGAAGAAUUGCUGAAGUAACCGCAAAAAUCCCUUCAAAAAUUUAUGCAGGAAUCUCGACAUAAAUUCCUGGAUCAAAGCAGGAAUACCAAGAGGAUUUCCGGAAAGGAUCUCAUGAGAAAUCCCAGCGGAAAUUACAUGAAAGAUUCCCCAUUUGGAAUUCCUUAAUGAAUCCUAGUAUGAAUCUCUGAAGGAAUUUCAAACAGAUUUACCUGGACGAAGACCAGGAGGAAUCCGUGGAGAAAUACCGAGUAGUCCCUAGAAGAAUUCUGGAGUGUCUGGAAAAACUUUUGAAAGAAUCAUAGGAUCAAUUCCAUGAAGAAUCCUAUGAGGAAUCCAAAUAGGAUUUCUUUGAGGGGUUCCUGCAGGAAUUUCAGAAAAAAUCACUGGAAUAAUCCCGGUAGCACUACUUAUGGGGUCUCCAGAUAGCGAAGUGGUUAGGGCUAUGGAUCGUUAAUUCAGAGACGGCGGGUUCGAUUCCCGUUCCGGUCGGGAAAAUUUUCUCGACUCCCUGGGCAUAGUGUAUCAUUGUACUUGCCUCACAAUAUACAAAUUCAUGCAAUGGCAGGCAAAGAUAGCCCUUCAAUCAAUAACUGUGGAAGUGCUCAAAGAACACUAAAUUGAAGCCAGGCAGGCCAAGUCCCAGUAGGAACGUCGAGCCAUAAAUAAGAAGACUACUUAUGAAAUUUGGAGAAGUUAUCCCCAUAGUUUGCUAUUGGUAGGGUUGUUAUGUUAGGAUUGCGAUGCAUUCAAUUUCCAUGAUUGCGAUUCUACGGAAAAUUGGAAUCUACGUUGGAAUAUCGACACUGCGAAUAAAAACCUGGCUAUCGGAGAAAUUCCUUUAAAUAUUUGUUUAGGAGUUUGAAAAUCUAUCUAGAAUUCAUUCUCUAAUUGCUCUUGGGAUUUCUCUCCAAAAUUCUAUCCAAGAUUCUUUCUUGAAAUCCUUCCUUUUCUAAAUUCUUUCGUUUCGUUUCUCACAGAAUUCUUCCCGCGAUUUCUCGCGGAGUUUUUCCUUGAAUUCAUUAUCGGUUUUUGCUCCUGCAGGUUUGCCAGAGUUUUUUUUUUUUCUGAAUUUCUUCACGAGUUUCUUCCAAGAUUUCGUCCAAAGAUUUUUCAGAAUUUCCGCCCGGACUUCGUUCUGAGAUUUUUUCGGUGCUCAUUUCGGGAUUUCUGAGAGUUGUUCCUGGGAUUCCUACCGGAGUUCCUCCCAGAAUUUCUUUAGAAGUUUUUCAUGGGGUCACUAAAGGAGUACCAGCAGAGGUUUCUUCCAAAGUGGUUUUCCCGCUUUCACAGUUUCUCACUGGAUUCCUUCGAAAGUUCCUUCCAAAAUGUAUCCCAAAGUUUCUUCAGGAAUUUCUCCCGGGAUUUUUGCAAGAUUUCUGCUGAAGUUCUCUUUGUGGAUUUCAGAUUUCCUCCUGAAAUUUCUCUAAUAUUUCGUUCCAGGAUUACUCCCUCUGAGAAAUGGCGGGAAGAAUUCGAUGAGAAAUAAGGAAGUAGAAUCAUCUCGGCAGGGCUUCUAUUUUGCGCACUUUGCGCUGUAACUUUCAAUUUUGAACCAAUUGACAUGAUGUUUUAUAAGCGGUUAGAUAGGGUGAAAAGGGUUUUAUCGGCAGGUUUGUUAUUUUCGUCGGCCAAAUUUCCUGAAACUUGGUCGUAUAAUUCAACUUGAAUGGGAAAGAUAUGAGGCUUAUUUUGAGUUCAAUAGGUUCAAAAAACCAUGACGAAAAGAACAAAACGGCCGAAAAUACAUAAAUUCCCGUACGUAAGUAUCCAGCUGUUUACAAAACUUCAAGUUGGUUUGAUUUGUAUUAUAGAGGCAAAGUGCCCGAAAUACCAACCACUGCUCAAGUGGUUCGGUAUUCUAUCAGUAAAAUCUCCUGCAGAACUCCCAAAAAGGAACUCUAGAAGAAAUUCCGAAUAAAUCUUCGGGGAAAAUCCAGGAUAUAUGCUGAAAAACUCUGAGAGACAUCCCGGUAGCAACUUCAGAAGGAAUCUUCUAAGAGAAGUCUCGGGAGAAACUCUGAGUGAAAUCUCGGGUGAAACUUCAAGAGAAAUCUAGAAAGAACUACCUGGGAGAAACUCCUGUAGAAAUACUAGGAGAAACUAUAGAAGAUUUCAGGAAGCAUUACAUAAAAAAUCCAUGAGGGACUCAUACAUACAUUACGCAUAAGACAUUAGUGAAAAAAAACCUCUGGAAUAAAUCCUGCAGAAAAUUCUUUAAAAACUCCUGAAAAAAAUCUUUUGGGGAGCGAUAGUAGAAAUUCCAGGAAUAACUCCUGUACAAAGCUCUGGAAGAAACCUAGGGAAGAACUCAUUUGUUCCGCAGAAAUAUUCUGAGAGAUACUCCUGGAAAAAUCCCGCAAGGGACUCUGGCAGCAAUACUAGGAAAGCCUUUAUUGUGGGAAUAGAUUCUGUAAGAUCCUUGUGAAAAUUUCAAGAAAAGUAGAAUUCAAAUCCCGGAAAGAAUGAUUUGUAUCUUAGGAAAAUGCCGGUUUGAAUCCGGAGAACCCCCGGCACUAAUUCUAAAAAUUUCCGGAUGAACUGAGAAACAAAAUUUAUGAACAUCAACCCUGUCUUCAGAUAUUGUCCCAGAGAUUGCUCCAACAAUUCCUUCAGAGAUUCUUCCGAUAAUUCAUUCAGGUGUUUCUCCGGAGAUUAUUCCCUGGAUUUCUCCAGAGAUUUCUCAAGUUUUUUUAUAGCUAUUUGAGGAGUACCCAAGAGUUUUUUUUUCAUAUUCUUUCAUGGAUUUCUUAAUGAUACUUCUAAAACUGCUUACAUGGAUUCUUUUAUGUAUUGGAUUUCUCAAGGGGUUCUCAAAUCGCUUUUUUGAAAAAUUCCUCCAGAGAUCAUGACAGGAAUGCCUUUAGUAUAAGAAUUUACAUAGAUAUUAUUCCAGGAAUGCUACUAUCAACCAUGUAAGAAAUAUCUCCAAAACAGAAAAUUUUCAGAAUGUCUUUAUAAAAUCCUACAGGGAUUCUUCGACCAUUAUUUUUUUCCAAGUACCAUAACAUCAACUAAUUUCAAUCGCUUUUUGGUUUGCAUGGAGUGAAUGGAAUUGAUGUCACGGUAUAUAAAAAAUAAUUCCUUAAGGAGAAACUUCAGAGAAUACAAACAUGGCUGCCACAAUGGCUGACUUGGUCCCCUACUCACGCUUUCAAGAGCACUAAUCUUGAAAAUUCGUAAACAAAUGCUCUCGAUUUGGAAAAGCUGCCUCUUUUUUGCAAGUGAGCAAAGCCAGGUGGCUUGGUUUGAUGCUUUGUUCGUCAGAUUAAAGUUUGAAUGCAAAAUUGCAAUGAGAUUCGUUGAGGUUUCACCUUAAAGGAUUUCUCAAUUUGUCCCAGAAAUGCCUAAAAAUGACUUACAACAAUUCUUCUAAGAAUACACUCUUGUUUCAAUCCAGUGAUUCUUCCAUAAAUUCUUUCCAGGAUUCCUUAUUGGAUUUCUACUGCAAUACCUUUUAUUUCAAUUUAAACAAAAAAUUAAAAAAAAAAAUUUCGCGGUAUCUCGCAGAACUCUUCCUGCAAGUUUAUCCACGAAGGUUUUUUCCUGGAGUUCCAGUUUCUUCAACUUCCUUGUUUCCAUCCAGAGGUUUUUCACGCAUUUGAUCCCAUACAUAGUUGCUUCCGAGAUUUUUUUCAGUGUUCUCCGGAAUUUCUGAGAAUUGUUCCUGGGAUUUGUACCAGAGUUUCUCCCAGGAUUGCUGCAGAAGUUUUUCACUGGGUCUCUGCAGGAGUACCUCCCAGGAUAUUUUUCCCCAUAUACCCUAAGGUUUCUGGCUGGAUUCCUCCAGAAUAUUUUUCCGAAAUUGAUGCAAAGUUCCUCCAGAAAUUUGUCUUAGUGGUUUUUCGGGAUAGCUUUCCAAAAGUUUCUGUAGGGAUUUUUGCGAGAUCCUUGUAGUUCUGCCAAAGAUUUCUGCCAGACAAUUUUUCGAUAUUUUUUUUUUGAAGUUUAUUCGCGAGAUUUUUCCGGUAGCUCCUUUAGAAAUUUCCCUAAUAUUUCAUCGCAAGAUUACUCCCACAACUAUUUUUCGAAAUGUCCCAAUUUUUAUCAGGAUUUCCUCCGAAGAUCCUCUCGAGAUUUCUCAAACAGGUCUUUGCGUAAUUUCUCGCAAGAUUUCACCUGGAUUCCUUGCGACACUUUUCCUGGAUUUUCUUACAAGGAGUUUCGUAGGUUAUCCCAGGUGACAUUCCGAGAAAAAUUUAUGAGAAAACAAUGCAAAAUCUUCGUGAGCAACUAUUAAAAAUCUCAAAAGGAGCAAUCAGAAUCUCGGAAUCAUUUCCGGUAGGGAUUCCAGGAAGAGCUCAGGGAAUAACCCCGAGAAAAUCUGUAGAGAAAUAAUCUGAUUCACUGCAAGAAAUUCUGCAAACUACUACGAGGAAAACCCUGGGAAAUCUAUGAAAAAAAAACACGGAAGGAACUCCAGUAAUAUCCCCUGCAAAAAACCCCAAAAUUAAAGUCACUCCGGAAAAAAAUCUUAGAAGAAAGUCCAAGAUGAGUUCAGAAAAACUCUGAGAGGCAUCCCAGGACCAACACUGGAAGGAAGAUACUCCGAGUGGAAUCUUAGAUAAAACUACAGAAAUCCAUCGAGAACCUUAAAAAAUAUUCCGGCUGAAUGUUCUGUAGAAUUCCGAGUAGAAACUCUAGAAGAAAUCUCAUAGAUUUUUUUUUGAAGAAGUUACUGGAAAAAACUUCGGACGAAAUCCCGGGAGGAACGUCUGCAGAAAAUUCAUGAAAGUUUUCUUGGAGGGUAGUCUAGUAGAAAUCCCAGGGAUAACUCCUGUAGAAUUCCCGGGAAGAUCUCCUGUGGAACUCCCAAAAAGAUCACCGGAAGGAAUUGAGAAAAAUCUUCAAGAGGAAUCCCGAAACAAAGAUAUAUCCUGAGAAGAGAAACUCUUGUUUUAGGAUAAAUUCCAAAAUAAAUCCCACGAUACAGUCUUUGAGCGAAACGCAGGAGGAACUACGGGGAAAAUCCCACGAAAGAACACUACCGGGGGAAAAACUUUUGGAAGAAAUUCUGGGAAAAAAGUUCUCGGGUGCGGGCACCGGUUUUGGCCGUCUAAGGGAAAUAAUUUUUAUAAAAAUAACCAAUAAUCCAAUGUAAACUACCAAUGUGUCAAAUGAAAGGUUUCGAUCUAUACUUUAUUAGAAAAAUACAGAAAUCAAGCUAAUACUUGAUUUUUGUAUUAAAAGUGGCACUCUUCAAAAUAGAAGCAUUGCCGCAGUUUUGGCCAUAUUCUCAGCUUUGAUUUCAAUUUUGGCCAAUCACCUGUAUUUCUUAUGGGAGUGGCCAAAUUAGAAGCACCCUGGCCAAAAUAGAUAUAUGUGAGCUAAUUUUUUAAGGAAGAUUAUUUUUUUCUUCCAGUUUUUAAUCAAAAUGUAUGGUUUUUUACAGCUGUAAUCAUCAUAUUAUAUUAGAAUCUACUAGUAAAAAAUAAAUUCAUUUCGAUUUAGAUUGUAACAGGCCGAAUACCGCACUAUGGCCAAAACUCCGGGCUGGCCAAAAUUGAAACUUCUACCCUAUAGGAUCCCCGUGUAGUGUCUUUUUUUCAACUCCAGAAGAAAUGGCUUGGAAUUCAGGAAUCCUGGAAGAUUCUCAAGGAAGUAUUUCUUGUUUCUCUUGCACGGUUACCCGAGCAAAGUCUGACAGCAAAUUGAAAACAAAUUUUGAUGUUGUGAUAUUGCAAAUUAUGAUAACUCGGGUUGUUGCCGUUUUGGUCGUUUUAACGGUUAAAACAUCAAAAAUGAGAGCAGAAAAAUAUUCCCGUAACAGCAAGUUGAUAACAAUUCCUGCUAUCAGUGAUAGAAAAUUGAUAACUGUUUUUGCUAUCAAUACAAAGUUGCCUAGAAGUUUUGAAAUAACAUUUUUUUUUUUUUUUCCUCAUCUGUAGAGCCUUUUAACCACUGCGUCCAUUAUUUAGGAAUAUUGUGGUAUGACCCAUAUUUAAUUUGGUGCUAGUCAAAUAUCCUGUCACAAUUGAGCUGUGAUGGACAAUGGUUGAUGUAACACCUGAUCCCAACUAGGCACAACUCGUUUUAUGAAGUUUAUUACCCUGUUGGGAUUACUUCGCCAAAUUACCAAGGGCUCUAAAAACCCUUUACCAAAAACCGCCAAUCUCUGAUUGGAUAGUACUCCACAGUUGCAGAGUAAAUGUUCAGCAGUUUCGUUUUCCGUUUGACAGAAACGACACUCGGAGGAUUGGAUUUUUCCAAUCUUACUUAGAUGAUAUUUACUCGGGCAGUGACCAGUCAUCAGACCAGUAAUUACCCUGAGAUCUUUUUUGUUUAGGUUUAAUAAGGACCUGGCUUUUUCUGCACUGGGUUUUAUAAACCUUUUCGCUUGCUUGGAUGUAUCCGUGGCAUUCCAAUUAGAUUCUACCGUGGACAUUUCCCAAGUUUUUAGUUUCAUCCGAAGAGCACACUCAGGAACUCCACAGAAAGGUUCAGGGCCUACAAAGCUUGAUGCUGCACCCUGUCUGGCUAAAUUGUCGGCGUUUUCAUUUCCCAGAAUUCCACAAUGACCGGGCACCCAGUAUAAAGUUACCUCGUUCCUACUGGCCAAUUGCUUCUGAGAAAUAAUGCAUUCCCACACUAGCUUUGAUUGACAAGUAAAAGCCUUUAGCGCAUUUAGAGCCGCCUGACUGUCCGAAAAUAUACAGAUCUUAGCAAACCUAUAAUUUCUUUUCAGACAAAUGUUGGCACACUCUAGAAUGGCUUGAACUUCUGCUUGAAAUACAGUGGGACUGCAUCCCAUUGGUAUACCCUUACUGAUACCAGGGCCGAAAACACCGGCUCCUGUAUUUUCACCCAUCUUGGACCCAUCAGUAUAAAAUACAAUAGAACCUGGACGUAAACUUGGCCCACCAGCAUCCCAAACAUAGCGACAUGGUUUCACCACUUUGAAGGGAACAUCAUAGUUGGUCUUUGUUAUCAUCCAAUCUUCUACUGUUUUUAUGUCCAUGUUUAAUUUGAAGUCUUUGAUGAUCCUCAAAUGUCCCACAAGAUCCCCAUCUAGUACAUUAUUGUAACGGAUAAACUGCAGGGCACUUUUUGCCGCUUGUAGUUUAACAAAUUGAUGCAAAGGCAGUAUAUUGAGAAGGGCAUCCAAAGCAACUGAUGGAGUGUUUUUCAUUGCUCCUGUAAUCGAUAUACAAGCAAGUCUUUGUAGCUUACCUAGCUUCCCUUGAGAGGUUACCUCGUUUGUUUUGGGCCACCAAACAAGUGAAGCAUAAGUAAUCUUAGGCCGGACUAUCGCAACAUAAAUCCAGUGAAUGAUGUUUGGUCUAAGACCCCAGGUUUUUCCUAGGGCUUUGCUGCAGACCCAAAGGGCAUUCGUACCCUUAGUUAAAACAUUGUUUAAAUAUGAAUUCCAAUUCAGUCUUUUGUCCAAAGUUACCCCAAGAUGUUUAACUUCAUCCGAGAACUGAAUUUGAACUCCAUUUAAAGAAGGCUCAAUAAGAUUUAGUUUCAACCUUCGAGUAAAAGGUACUAUUACAGUUUUUGAAGGGUUUACGUUCAAUCCCUCCUCUCGGCACCAUUUGAGGGUAACAUUCAACGCAGAUUGUAGCCGGCUGGAUAUCGUGUCGUCAUAUUUUCCACGUACCAGAAUAGCUACAUCAUCUGCGUAUCCAAUAACCUCAAAACCUUGAUUAAUAAGCUUUUUAAGGAGUUCGUCCACUACCAAAGACCACAAUAAGGGCGAUAGUACUCCUCCUUGAGGACAGCCCUUCACAGAUCUGACUGAUAGUUGCGCACCUCCAAGAACGGAAGAGAUUUCUCGAUCUUUAAGCAUCGAUAUUAUCCAUUCGAUAAUGCAUUUAUCCAAGCCCCUUGCUUCCAUUGCUGAACGCAUUGAGCUGUAGGAUGCGUUAUCGAAUGCUCCUUCAAUAUCGAGAAAAGCAACCACGGCUAUUUCCUUGGCUUGAAGCGAUUUCUCAACUUUGCUGACUAGCGACUGUAGCGCUGUUAUUGUGGAUUUACCUGUUUGAUAAGCAAAUUGAUACUUGCUAAGAGGCAUUUCUACUAAGCUGGUAGACUUGAUAAAGUCAUCCACUAUUUUCUCCAUGACCUUUAACAGAACACAGGAAAGGCUAAUAGGUCUGAAGGCUUUAGGUGUUGUUUUAUCCCUUUUGCCAGCUUUUGGGAUAAAAACAACACGAACCUUACGCCAUGCCUUAGGUAUGUAAGCUAAAGUGAUACUGGCUCUAAAUAUUUCGGUUAGGAGCGGACCAAUCGCUCCUUUCCCUUGUUGAAGUAAAGCUGGAAAGAUUCCAUCUAUCCCAGCAGAUUUGAAAGGUUGAAAAGAACUCAGUGCCCAUUCGACCCUCGAUGGCGUGAAGAUUUCACAGGCUUUCUGAUAGGCAUUUGUCGACCAUACAUGGUUUACCUUGUCUAAGUCCUGAUCUUCAGCCGGGUAAGGAAUCGACCCCGGAAAAUGAGUCUUUAUCAUCUCUUUCAAAGCUUCAGAAGAAUCGAUAGUAAAACUGCCAUCUUCCUUUUUGAGGCUUCCAAGACCAUUAGAAUGGUCUUUUGAAAGGACUUUGUGGAGCCUUGCAGCUGCAGGAGCGUUAUUGAUGUCUUCACACACCCGUCUCCAAUCCUUUCGUUUGGCUAGCCUCAGUUCUCUGUUAUAUUCUGUUAGGGCUUUUUUGUAUUGAACCCAAUCAGAAGUAGCCUUUGCUCUAUUGAACAAUCUUCUAGAUUCUUUCCUCAGUUUUGCUAGCUUUGUGCAGCUAGCAUGAUAUGAUGAGAUCAUUUUAUCAAUAACCUCAUCAGAGGCACUUUCCAAUUGUGAAACAGAUAUGAUCUGCUCCCAUUUAUAUGCAUUUUCAUGCGUUAAGUAAAAGCGAUAGAGGUCCCAGUUUGUUUUUCUUGGGUUUCUAAAACUUUCAAUUAAAUUUAAUCCGGCUUUAUAAUCAAACCUGAUAUGUUUGUGAUCUGACAAUGAUUCCUCAUCAGAAACAUGCCAGUUCACAAUUUUUUCCGACAGCAGGUCACUGCAGAUCGUAAGAUCUAGAACCUCCUGUCGAAUUGUGUUAAUAAAAGUGGGAGAAUCUCCCUUAUUGCAAAUGUCUAUGCUAUUAGACGAAAUGUAGUUCAAAAGAUCCUCACCCCUCUUAUUAAUAUCGGUACUGCCCCAAAUGGUAUGAUGGGCAUUCGCAUCGCAUCCAAUCAAAAAUUGAGCGUUUAUUCUCUUACAAUAAUUAAUGAAACUUACAACACUAGAUGGAGGCACAUCAUCAACGUCUCCUGGGAAAUAUGCUGAAGCAAUGCAUACCUCAGUUUUUCCCCGGAUUGUCGGGACCUCCAACUUGAUAGCAACAAUAUCUCUUGAAAUGAACUCAGUAAUUGGGACAAAUUUCGUUCUCCUAUUUACUAAGAUUGCAGUUCUAGGUUUACACUGAUUUUCAUGAUACACGAGUUUACAGUUCGGUAAAGAGCAUCCCAUUACCCUACCGUUAUUUACCCAGGGCUCCUGAAUUAGUCCCACGUCUAGAUCUUCUUUAGUAAAUCUUCUACUGAGCACAGAAGAAGCACCCUUGGCGUGAUGAAGGUUUAUUUGAAUGAUUUUAAACGCACUCAUUGAUACAGUUUUAUGUGGAAUUCAUUUAUUGAACUUACUUACACAUUCCCGGGGCACUUUAUUCCCUACGCUGGAGACGAUUUUGAAUGGACGAUAUUGGAUUGGAUCCACAAGGCUUUCUAGCUUUUGAUUUUUUUAGACCAUGGGUAUUAUACUGCCCCUGGCUGCCUGAAUCAUCAGCACCUGAUUUAUGAUUACCAUGGGCAUUGUGUUGCCCCUGGUCGUCUAAAUCAUUAUUAGCUCCAGUGAGUCCUUCCUCUUUUUCAGAACUUAGCGUGAUAUUUUUCGAGUUGGCAAAUGACCGGUUCCCAACUGCACUUGUCCCUGGAACGAUUGGGUCUUCAUGAACUACUUCACAAUCCAUAGCCAUUUCGUCAGGGACAGCAUUCGGUAUAGUGGGAACUUCCUCCUUUUUAGCAGAUUGAACAGGGCGUUGCUUUGUUAUUUGAAUCUGCCCAUAUCUGAAAUUAAGAACAAAUUUACGAUCCUUAAACUUCCGCAGAGAGCAAUCGUCAACUGUGAAGGUGAGCUCAACGUGCUCUCCCUUUACGCGACGGUAGAGAAUGCGCCAUGUAUCGGCAAAUAAAUCGUCAUUUUGACUCUCUAAAAGAGACAUAAUCAUGUCGUUUCCGUACUUGGCACUCCAUGGGAAGAAAGCGAUCAGCACUUCAGGGCGUGGGAUUUUAUCCUCAUCCACUACGACCAAAUCAGCACCUUCCCAAAGCACCAACGACGUGAACUUGUUCUUAACCCAAUCAGCAGUUUCUUUACCCUGGCAUGUGAGCACUAGAUACCCUGGCCUAAGUCUACAACAAACAAACUUGGGCUUGAAAUGUUCCCGGCGUUGCUGAACAACUUUCAAUAAGAGGGCUUCUUGAACCACUUCCUGUUGAUUAGUUGUCAGCUCAAUCACGGGAUAAUUCCUGGGCAUGAUUCCUAGCCUUACCCGGUUAGCAAUAUCGGAGAAUGUAGGAGCAGGGAGGGCUUCUCGUCCCGACCCAUGCACAAACUUAGGAUAGCGUGACUGUUCAGGGCCAUUGGGGACCCUGUUUUUCGUCUCCACAUUCCUAGGCACUUUUGAUUCAUUCGAAUCGAUGACUACAUCCAUAUUUACCUGGCGAGAUGAGCUUGCGGAUCCGAUUUCGCUUCCAGAACCUCGAUUGUCGCAUAUCUUUUUUGGGACUGGCUUACCUUCGCUGCUGUUCGUACGAUCGAGAUCAGAUUGCCUCGAUCUUUCGGGGGUGCUGGCUUGAGGCAAUAAUGCCUGCUCACGGGCUGCGGCGUAAUCCAGUCCGUCCUUCAUCAACCUUUGCAACCGACGACGCGCUGCCCCGCACAUAGUACGACGUUUCACUUUAUCAGCUUUAUCACCAUCCCCAGACUUACUUGCUUUCCCACUGCUAGUAGCAGUACCAUCACUUUUCUCCACCAUAAGCGGUGGCGGCCGGAGUGGCCUGAUGGUGACAUUAACACCAUCAUCUUCAUCAUCAGAGUCAUUGGUGUCUUCUUUCGGGGAGUUCAAAAUAGAUGGGGUUGGAGUGCGCACAUUUAUUAAUGAAUCGCUUUGCAGCUCAUCAUCGAAGGCAUUCUCUUCACUAGAUGCCAUGUCACUAGUAAUGUUCUUCACUAAACUAGCACUUAACAAAAUAGCUUGUAGCUCGAACAAAUUUGUUCGCCAAUCCAAUUCACUUUUCUAGUCUACUUCCACUCUUCUUCCAACAGUCUGUGUGAGCACUAGAAUUGCCUUUCGAGGAAUACAAUUGGCACAGCAAAUACGUAUUCACACUGCCAUGCCUCGGGAAAUCACUGAGGCUUCAUGUAUUAAACAAUGGAGAAGGCAAUCACAUGAGGUUUAUACCCGUUUAUUUUUUUACGAGUUAUUUCGGUUGAUAUAUCACAAAUUCGCUUCAAAUUGGACUGAAUUUCCGUAGAAAUCAGCACGAAUUUCACUUUGCACUAACUAUAGCAGUUAAUUAGCACAGAUGACACUAUGAAAAUUGAUGAUUAACCGAGAGCGAAAUAAUCAUCGAUCCAACCGAGAAUAGACACUCACACAAGCCAAAUAACAUAAAAACUUAAUAUUUAUAAUAGUUUGAAGUGACAGCUAAACAAAAUCAAAAUUUGAAAUCAAAUUUAGUCAAGACAAACUGACAUCAAAAUGUGAUAUCAAUUUGCUGCUGAAUACAAAUCGAGUUUUCGAUUUGCUAUCAUUUUGUUGUUAGACUUUGCUCGGAUAUCCAGAUUCCAGUUAAGUCAACUUGUGACACCCUGAUUCAGGCAGGGAUGUUUGCAGUUUUCCUUCUAGUGCUUUUUUAGGGAUUUCUCCAGAGAUUCCUCCAGAGAAUCCGGAAAAAGUCACUAUAGAUGUUUCGCCGGUGAUUCCUUCAGGAUUGGUUCCAGCAAUUAUGUCAAUAUUUUUCCAUAACUGCAUCCAAGAGUUGCUGUAGGGGCUCAUCCAGUUUUAUUUAAUGUUUUUUGUUAUUUUAAAGCGAUUCUUUCAUAAAUGCCUCUAAGAUUUUCUCUAGGAAUAAUUUCAGAAAGAGCUUCUCCAAUGAUAGCUUCAACUAUGCUUCUAGAUACUUCUCCGAGGAUUUUUUCAAAGAAUGUCAGCAGGUACAGUUAAUUUCAGUAGCAUAGGGGCUGUUCAUAAACCACGUAGACCAAAAUUUGGUCAUCUCAGACCCCCCACCCCCUCCCCCCUCGUAGACUUUUGUCCAUACAAAAAUUAAGAAAUUUGUAUGAAGCGUAGACUUUGGCCAGACCCCCCCCCUCCACCCAAAAAGUCUACGUGGUUUAUGAACGACCCAUAGCACCAGACCUCAUGUACAGGUUCCUCUAACAAAAGCAAAGUAGAAUUUAAAUAGAACCUUUUCCCAUUUUAAGUUUGAAGUUCAUAAGAAAAUCAAUAGCUCUAACGGGUGUCGAACACACGGCACCCUAUUUGCCAGACGGUCGUUUUUGAGAAUCGAACCCACGAAGCCCAAUUCGCUAGAUGGGCUCAUCUAUUCCUCCAGUCUACGGAACCUAAUAUUUAGAAACAUCCAUUGAAUCACUUUGACAUUCAUGUACACAACAGAGAUGUGCAUAAGCUAAUUCUAAUUCCAUACGAAAGAGAUUAGGUUAGGAUCAUGAAGAGAGGCAAACCAUGCACGAUAGUGGACUUGGAGUUCAGUUCUAUGCCAUCAGACGAAGUCAAGGGGCUCCGAAGCUUGGAGGAAUAGAUGCACCCUUCUAGCGAAAUGGAAGUCGUCGGUUCGAUUCUCACCGGGGUCCUGGAUUUCUUUUUGCAAUGUAAGCAUCAAUUUAUUCAUUAAACGCGCGUUUCUGUUGUGUACAUUACCCCAAAAAGGGAUACCUUCAUGGCCUCAGUUUCGUCACCUCGCUGAGUGUGUUCCAUCAAAGACGAGCUCUGAAAGACGCCUGGGGUCCAAUGGACCCCAGGUAUCCCUUUUAGGGUUAAUGUCAGUAUUGUAAUUUUCAGUUGACAACAACAACAAAUAUGGAAUUCUCAUAGAAAAAUCUGUUCAGCUUGCCGGGAGUCGUUAGUUCGAUUCCCAUCGGAGCACGUAGAUUCCAUUUCGUAAUUAAAAUUUUAUCACAGAUAAACAGGCGUCUCACUCUACUCCCUUCUCAUUGUUUCACUUUUAACGGUUAACUCAAACAAUAUGUAGUUCACAAAUCGCACGAUUACUGCGCUCACUUCGUUUUUGCUCGUGUUUGACGUUUACUCACUACCGUCACCUUAACGGUUUGGGAAACACAUGGUAUUUUGCGUUGGGCGAUAAUGUUCGCGUGACGAACAUUUUAAUUGAAAUUUGUUCCAAGUAAUCCCAGUAACACACGAUCGCAUAUGAUCUUGAAUAGGAUGCAAAAGUGAAGGCGAUAUACGCACCUUUUACACGCGGUUAAGUGGAAGCAUUUACGCAUAUGGCCUCCGCUUUAGCAUCCUAUUCAACAUCAUAUAAGACUUUGUGUAUGCUGGGAUACGUCUGUUUGUCUGCGGUUUUAAUUUGAACACCAAACACGUGUUCUGUUCUGUACGUUCUGGUGUCAAAAUGAGAUAUUAGAUAUCCCAACUAACACUUAUUGUGAAUGCAAACGUCAACAAAGCGUCCUCAAUACGGCUUGAUGCUGAGUUACUGUGUUGUACAUAUGGACGGAAGCUUUUGUGCAAGCCCUAUUAUACCAAUGAAUCUGGCGAACUUAAUCCACAAGUAUAUGCUGUGCGAGCAGCUUCUAUUCCACCAAAUCAUAGCUCUUUUCUCGGCUCCUAUGUAACCACAUACUGAAUAACAUCUUGAGAAGGCGCUUUUUUUAGCAUUUUCACAGUUGUUAAAUAAUAGUUAUACGGCAUUCCCAAAUUAAUCGAUUAAAUAUAAUUAGGUUAUGCAUACCGUCACGCAAGAUAUGUGGAACUGAUACUAUCGUUUUUAAAAUUGCAUAAUCAAAGUACUUGCCGCUACUUGGAAUCGAACUCCUGAUCUCCGUAUCCACUGGUCCCGAUGAUGUCCUCGCUGCCACACUGUUAUAUGUAUAUAAAUAGCAUAGGAAAUAGCCCGUUUUGUUUUACUCUAGACAAGGCUUUAUAAUAGUGCCACAAGAAACCUUAACCAACUUCAUCUUGCUGCAAAAGCUUGUAAAACGUCAAACGCAAUAAUGUUUACAUUGAACAAGCUGUGUGGUUGCCCCAGACAACCAGUAAUCGUAUAAGAUGUUGCAUAGGAUGCUUAAGUGGAGGCCAUAUGCGUGCAUGCCUCCAUUUAGGCGCAUGUAAAAUGUACGCAUAUCGCCUCCACUUUAACAUCUUAUUCAACUUCUUAUACGAUCACUGUUUGACUGGGGCGCCAACAGCUUCUGCGUCACAGCUUCUAGCUGAAAGAAUGUUCUUUAAGCGAUUUGCUCAAGUUUUCACAUCCUUCGGGAAAACUCCCGGAAUUGGAAUUGAGUGCAGUAAAGGUAGCCCCAGUGACAAGUGAUUGAUUUCUGAAAACCGAGUUUGGUAGCUGUAUGGUGUUUGUUUGGAGCCGUGAAUUAGCUUAUGGUUUAUAUUUGACAAGCUUCUCGUUUAUUCAAACGACUAACGCUUAUAGCGCUGCAAAUGUCAGUUGGAAUAUCAGGUUUAAGGGAUGCUCAAAAUAUUUCGGCUGGUCAUAUAAUAUCUUGAGUUAAACAAUAAAGUUAUCUAAUAAAUUGUCUAAACACAAUAUGUACAUUAGUUCCCCAACUU
This is a messenger RNA of Aedes albopictus (Asian tiger mosquito), 18320 nucleotides long. It is a transcript of the gene Atg18a, whose product is annotated as WD repeat domain phosphoinositide-interacting protein 2. Gene Ontology annotation, biological process: nucleophagy; protein localization to phagophore assembly site; autophagy of mitochondrion. NCBI's taxonomy places the organism in Eukaryota, Metazoa, Arthropoda, Insecta, Diptera, Culicidae. Bases 596 to 1885 code for a protein of 429 amino acids. The record is from RefSeq and is a predicted model, not a curated record. Gene Ontology annotation, molecular function: protein binding; phosphatidylinositol-3-phosphate binding; phosphatidylinositol-3,5-bisphosphate binding. Gene Ontology annotation, cellular component: extrinsic component of membrane; cytosol; phagophore assembly site membrane. The transcript is spliced from 5 exons.